AUGACGAAUCAAUUAAUUAUAUUUUUUCUUUUUUUGCUAAGUGCACCAUUGUUAAAUUCUAAACCUAUAGUGAAAACUGAAAAUGGAAUACUUGUUGGUACAGUAGAAAAAUCGAGAAGUGGAAGAAAUUAUUCCGCUUUUCUUGGCGUACGAUAUGGAAAACCACCAGUCGGAGAUUUAAGGUUCAAAAAUCCUGUACCAGCAGAGAAAUGGAAUGGAAUACGAAACGCAAAAUCUUUCGGUAACUCAUGUUUACACACAUUGUUUGGAGUACCAUUUGGCAAAGAAGAUUGUCUAUUUCUGAACAUAUAUUCCCCGUUUCUUAAUUUUCAACAAGUGAAUAUAAGUUCAUUAAACAAAACUUUAUUGCCAGUAAUGGUUUUUAUACACGGUGGAGCAUUCUUUUUUGGAUCUGGCAAUGAUUAUAAAGCAAACUACAUUAUGGACAAGAAUGUCAUUUUCGUGACUAUAAAUUAUCGAUUGGGAAUUUUUGGUUUUUUAACCACUGCUGAUACAAUAGCUCCAGGUAAUUUUGCACUGAAAGAUCAGUUGCUUGCCUUAAAAUGGAUUCAAAGGAAUAUUGAAUUUUUUGGUGGUGAUCGCAAUCGUGUUACACUUUCUGGACAAAGUGCUGGAAGUGUCAGCGUUCAUUUACAUGCAAUUAACCAAAGGAGCAGUGGUCUGUUUCAUCAAUAUAUUAUGCAAAGUGGUACCGCCUUAAGUGCCUUCGCCUAUAGAGACAGAAACGAAAUAUUUCAAUCCGUUAAAAAAAUGGCUCAAUUUGCAAUGUGCCCUACAACAAAUACACAAAUUCUAAUGGACUGUUUACGAAAAGUUGAUGGACAUUAUUUACUAAUUUUGUCCAAUUUGGUCGGACUGAUGAUUCGAAUUGCCGAAUUUCCCUGGCAACCAACAAACGAACCCAUAAAUGAUGAUGCAUUUCUAACAGAAAAUCCGCAAAAUUUAAUGCAUCAAAUGAAAGAUGCACCUUUCAUUUGUGGUGUUGUUGGCAAUGAAGGAGCGAUUAUUACAAAUUAUUUCUACACUUUCGAUUCUCUUUAUAAUCGUCUAAAAAAAUAUAUGAAAAAACUGUUUAUCGACGAUGCUGUUUAUAUCAGAGACGCUAAGAAGAGUUUUCCGAACGAAUUAUAUAAGUUCUAUUUCAACAAUUCGCAAGACCAAAACUUAACCAAAAAGCAGUUUUUAGACACCUAUACGAACAUAGCUUCAGACGGUAUAUUUAAUUAUCCAGCAAUUAGAAUGUUGGAUCAAAUUGAACCAAAAAUGAAAAGUCCUAACUAUUUCUAUCGUUAUAUAUAUCGUGGAAAAAAUUCACUCCUCACUAAUAUAUUAAGUAAUGAGAACUUCGGAGCAGGUCAUGCUGGCGAAAUAGUAUAUUUAUUUCCGAUUCAGUAUUUCUUCAUUAACCGAACAGAUGCUUAUUUCACUGAUAAUGAUAGAAUGAUGAGUAAAAUAACAGUCGACUUGUGGACCUCAUUUGCAAUCAACGGAAUACCGACAUCAAAAUAUUUAGAUCCACCAAAUUUAUGGAAGCCGUAUAAUACAAAAUCCAAUCCCUAUCUGCAAAUCGGUGACGAGGACGACAAUUUGAAACCUUCAGUGAAAUUAUCAAGUAACUUUUUAUCCAACAAAAUGGAUUUUUGGAAAAAAAUACACUAAACUGAUGUAAUGAUUGAAAAAAAAGUUGUCAAUUUUAUGAUCAUUUAGCUUCCUCAAUAUAACAUACAUAUAUGA
Leptopilina heterotoma is the source of this 1755-nucleotide messenger RNA. Its product is annotated as juvenile hormone esterase-like. NCBI's taxonomy places the organism in Eukaryota, Metazoa, Arthropoda, Insecta, Hymenoptera, Figitidae. The transcript has 7 exons. Bases 1 to 1680 code for a protein of 559 amino acids. The record is from RefSeq and is a predicted model, not a curated record.